ACAACAGCGCCACUCUCUCUCUCUCUCGCCUUUUUUUUUUUUUUCUUUUUCUUUAAUACUUAUAUUUUUCUUUGUUGUUUAAGAUUUUCUACGGAGUUUACUAGUCUACAGAUUAUAAUAAUAAUGAUAAUACUACGCAACAAACAGUUUUCUCUUUUCUCCUUCUAAUUUUCCAAUUCCCACCGUUCAAGCACAAGUUCAAAACCCAAACACGCACAGAUCCGAACAUACGAUACAAACUAUAUUCUUCUUCUUCUUCUUGUAACAAGUACCAUUUUCUCUCUCACUUUCUCUUCUUCAAGAUUCAGGUACAGCUCGGCAGUGUCGCAUGCGACAUUUAUAUGAAGAAGUGACGCAGUGGAGUGGCAUUGAGUUACUUACUAUGUGAACUGUUAUACACAGCAAGAGCUUACUUUCAGAGCUUGAUAGUUGGCUCUGUCGGAUAGCUGACUGAGAAACGGGGAUUUGAUCCUUUGUUCUCCACUUCAGUUCUCAUCAUUUCCAGAUCUGAAGAUUUAAACUUUUCUUUAUUGGAAGUGUUCAUCUUUUUUUUUUUAUUUUUUAAAGCAUGUCAGCCAGUGGACUUUCUGUACAAAAAUAGUUAUUAAAAGAUUUGUUCACUAUUCACAUGAUAAUCAACAGUUGGUGGAUCUUGGUUUCCUUCCACUCGGUCAGAACAGAAAUCAGAAUCCCAUUUUCUGAUGUUUCUUGAGAAUAAUGAAAAUGAAGAGAUGGUACGGCGGUGUUCUGAUUGCAUCCUUGUUUAUGUUGCUGAUCCUGAGAUAUAGUCUUAUGAAAAAUCCUAUUGGAGAUAGUUAUCUGAUGAAUGCCUUCUCCAAUGGUACUAAUCCUCUUCAAUGGGUGCAAUCUACACUUCCUCCUACAGUUAAAAUUCCAGAGAAUUCUGCUAAAGUGAUUUCCACUGAGACCAUCGUCUUCAGUUUGUUUGCUCAGAGGAAUAUUUCCAAUGAAGAACAAGUAUCUUUGCAGACAUGGAAUCUACUGAAACACUUGAUAGAUCAAGCUCAUCUUUUACCCAAUGGAGUAGAGGCCAUUAAGGAAGCUGGGAGUGCAUGGAAUAACCUUAUGGCUUCAAUCGAAGAGGAAAGACAUGGUUACACAAAUGAAAGUAGUAGAGCAAGAGAGAAACAAUGUCCACAUUUCCUUAACAAAGUGAAUGCCACAGCCGUCAAGAGUAGUGGUUUUAAGUUGCGGCUUCCUUGUGGACUGACUCAGGGUUCUUCAAUAACAAUUAUAGGCAUUCCAGAUGGUCUUCUUGGCAAUUUUAGGAUUGAGUUAACUGGGGAAGCACUUCCUGGGGAGCCUGAUCCACCCAUAAUUUUGCAUUACAAUGUUAGGCUUCAUGGUGAUAAAAUAACUGAGGAUCCAGUUAUAGUUCAAAAUACAUGGACUGUAGCACAUGAUUGGGGCGAUGAGGAGCGUUGCCCAUCUCCUACUCCUGAAAAGAAUAAGAAAGUGGAUGACUUGGAUCAAUGUAACAACAUAGUGGGUAGAAAUGAUACUCGUGCUAUCAGGCAUUCUGAAGGUGCAAGGAGCUCUGCCAUGGUGCAGGAAGGAUUUAAGAACAGAAGAUACUUUCCUUUUAGGCAAGGUUAUUUAUCUGUUGCAACACUUAGAGUAGGAACAGAGGGAAUCCAGACAACAGUUGAUGGAAAGCACAUAACAUCUUUUGCAUAUCGCGAAACCUUGGAGCCAUGGCUGGUUAGUGAAGUUAGGAUAUCUGGAGACUUGAAGCUAAUUUCGGCUGUGGCUAGUGGUCUGCCCACGUCAGAGGAGCUGGAACAUGCAAUUGACUUAGAGGCACUCAAAUCAGUUCCUCUCUCUGCCAAAAGACCACCACAUCUCUUUGUUGGUGUUUUUUCCACAGCCAACAAUUUUAAACGCAGGAUGGCUGUUCGAAGAACUUGGAUGCAGUAUGCUGCAGUCCGGGCAGGGACUGCAGCUGUGCGCUUCUUUGUUGGUUUGCAUAAAAAUCAAUUAGUCAAUGAGGAACUCUGGAAUGAAGCUCGAACAUAUGGAGAUAUACAGCUGAUGCCUUUUGUUGACUAUUACAACCUUAUCACCUGGAAAACUUUGGCUAUUUGCAUGUUUGGGACAGAAGUUGCAUCUGCGAAAUAUGUCAUGAAGACUGAUGAUGAUGCAUUUGUUAGAGUGGAUGAAGUGUUAGCUUCUUUGAAGAGGACUAAAGUGAAUCACGGACUGCUUUAUGGACUCAUAAAUUCAGAUUCUCAACCUCAUCGAAAUCCUGACAGCAAAUGGUAUAUUAGUCUUGAGGAAUGGUCUGAAGAGAAUUACCCUCCGUGGGCACAUGGUCCUGGUUACGUGGUGUCUCAAGAUGUAGCAAAGGAAGUUUACCGGAGAUACAAAGAAGGUCGUUUAAAGAUAUUUAAGCUAGAAGAUGUUGCGAUGGGCAUCUGGAUAGCCGAGAUGAAGAAGGAAGGUUUAGCAGUUAGUUAUGUGAAGGAUGAGAAGAUCCAUAAUGAAGGGUGCAGCGAUGGUUAUACUGUUGCUCAUUAUCAAGGUCCCAGGGAGAUGCUUUGCCUAUGGCAGAAACUUCAAGACGGAAUUGGUGCUAAAUGCUGUGGUGACUGAUAAGCAUAGUUCACAUCCAGGGUCUCCCUCAACCUCAUGCCCGAAAUGCCUAAUGUUUCUAACCAGUUUUGGAAUUAUCCUGACCAGGAUUGAGCGGAUAUAGAUUUUUUGAGAAGAUAGUCGGGCAUUUUACUUCUAUUAGAGUAGGUGUUACCACUGUAUUGUAUAUCUAUACCAUACAUAUCAUCAGGGUCAUUACAUCGCACUGACUUUGAGUGAUGUGGCAUGUAGGAGAUAGUGCCAUGUAUAGGAUCUAUCUAAUAGGUUAUACAGAUCAAUAUGAUGAUUAAUUCUUUUUAUCUAAAAUACUAUUCUUUUAAUCCAACAUGCUAUUCUUUUUUAUCUUCUCAAA
This is a messenger RNA of Ricinus communis (castor bean), 2965 nucleotides long. Its product is annotated as beta-1,3-galactosyltransferase GALT1. NCBI's taxonomy places the organism in Eukaryota, Viridiplantae, Streptophyta, Magnoliopsida, Malpighiales, Euphorbiaceae. The record is from RefSeq and is a predicted model, not a curated record. Gene Ontology annotation, molecular function: carbohydrate binding; UDP-galactose:N-glycan beta-1,3-galactosyltransferase activity. The transcript is spliced from 8 exons. The coding region runs from base 718 to 2613 and encodes 631 amino acids. Gene Ontology annotation, cellular component: Golgi membrane.